Messenger RNA from Halichondria panicea, 2105 nucleotides. RefSeq lists its product as uncharacterized. NCBI's taxonomy places the organism in Eukaryota, Metazoa, Porifera, Demospongiae, Suberitida, Halichondriidae. Gene Ontology annotation, molecular function: oxidoreductase activity, acting on paired donors, with oxidation of a pair of donors resulting in the reduction of molecular oxygen to two molecules of water. The transcript has 10 exons. Bases 892 to 1995 code for a protein of 367 amino acids. The record is from RefSeq and is a predicted model, not a curated record. Gene Ontology annotation, cellular component: membrane. Gene Ontology annotation, biological process: lipid metabolic process.
AUUACACAUGGCAGGAACUAAAUAUAGCCACAAAGCCGCCAUGUGGCUUUGCUUAGAAACUAACACAAACAAAUUUAGGCAAAUUUACAUGCCACAGCAAACUGAACUGACAAAUUGUUGCAAAAGUAUGAGAUGAAUUUGAACAUGUUCAGUGCUAUCUUAUAGGAUUGAUGAACAUCUAUAUGUAAUUGUUUUUCGUGUUGAUCCAUUGAGAGUCGAGAAAUGCAUCGUUGAAAAUGCUGUAUAAAAAAACCACAAAAUAGUACUAGUCAGAGAGAUGUGAGCACACAAUAAGCCACAUUUUGUGUAUUACAUCCAACAGAUGUCCUCCUCAAUACAUUCCAAGCAUCGUUCAGAUCAGUCGUGAUGUACUUGAUUUCUGCAUGUGUGGGUAUGAAAAAUUACUGUAUUACAGGUCAAAAAUAUUUUUUUAUGGAGAAAUUACCUGAACCAGCUGGCUUAGCCCACUGUAGCUCAACUAACCUAUACCCAGCUUAUUUUGUAUCUAGUAAGUGGAAGAAAAGUUUAAUGUUACACAGCUCUAAUUAACUAUAGGCAGCUAGCUGCUACUCACACAUGCAAUGCAUGGCACCAGCUUCGACUAGCCUCGAGACACAUAUUUUAAUCGGCGUGGUCUCGAGGCUAUACUGUUCGACUGGCAAGAUUUUGUUACAAAGUCGCAAAGUCUGCAUUUGAUGCUCGCAAAACAUUCUUGUAUUAACUUCUCGCGAAAUAGCAGCAUGCAUGCAUGCAUGCCCGGUAUUUGCCUGGACGGCAGUGCACACUAAUCAGCGAAAAACAGCUGAUCUACCCUCGAAUAAUAAUUAUACCUGCUGCAAUGAACAUGCAGACCUUGAUGCGCAUGCGCAUCCAAGGCACAAUUUACCAUAGAUGAACAGGUACUGUUCUAUCUACGGUACUUUAUAUAUACCCAGCCUAAAGACAUUGAGAGGAUUCAUAAAACCUGUAUACAAGAGAGUUGCAUGCUAUCUCACAAAUCAACAGCUCCUUCAGUAUCAUAUCAUGAGUGUUUAUCAGCGAGGCUCUCAACUACAAAAGACUACUGCUCCUAGUGACACUGGUGUACGUCAGUUCACUUCGGAGGAGCUAAGUCGACAUUGCCUGAGGCACAAUGCACACGUUGCAUAUCGUGGGAAAGUACGUAUAUAUGAUGUUAGUUCAUUUGUGGCCCAACACCCUGGGGGCAUGGACCAGAUCUUGAUGGGUGUUGGCAGGGAUAUCACUCAAGUUUUUGACUCAUAUCAUCAACACGACACUGCAGCGAAAGUUCUGGACAAGUACUAUGUGGGGGAGCUUGUAGAUAACAAGCUUCCUGUUUUUCCCAAGGAAGGAAAGUUUUACAGCAUUGUCAAGAAGAGAGUUGAAGAUUACAUGAAGGCCCACAAGUUGGACCCAAAGAUAAACUACUGGACCUUCCUCAGGCACACCAUUUUGUUUGUCUCAGUAUUCUCUAGCUGGUUUUAUCAGGAUGAACCCUCUCAGUGUCUCCCAGUGGACCACCUUUUGUGUUGGCAAGGCUGUACAUGUUGCUAUGAGAUUCAUCAUUCCUUGCUUCUACAUGACAUUCGGAAAAUUGGUUGUUAUGAACAUUCUCUAUACGACGUGGUCUACGGCUACUGGUUGGCACAGCUCACUCAAGUCAAUCAUGUGACUGAGGAGGUGGAAUGGCCAGAACCUGACACUAACAACGUAAUUCAUCAGGAAUGGGCUGAGAUGCAGGUACGGACUGCUCGUGACUACUGUACAGACAGCUGGCUCUGGUACUUCCUCUCCGGAGGGCUGAAUCAUCAAACAGCACACCACCUGUUCCCAGGAGUAUUACAGUCUAAUUAUUGGUGGAUUACGCCCAUCGUCAAGGAAACAUGUGCAGAGUUUGGAAUACAGUAUAAUGGAAGUUCUUCAUUCAAAGAUGCACUCUCACGUCAUUUCAGCUACCUCCGGAAAAUGGGGAAAGAGGGUCCGGAAAUGGAGUAAUUAGAAAAUGGUCUUAAACAGUAUUAUCCUACUGUCACGAUUUAAUAUGAAUGAUGUUGUUAUUAACAGUAUUUGUACAUGCCAUCAAUGUGAAUUUACAGUUAACAUAA